CUCAUUAAACUUGUCAUUUCAUAAACCAAUAUUGUACACAAUAUACAAGAUAGAGAGCACAAAUUUCAGAAUUCAUAGCCAAAGAUAGUUCAUUUUAUCAUCAAUAUGUCAAAACAAAGGUUGGAGGGUAAGGUUGCUAUAGUAACCGGAGCAGCCAGCGGAAUAGGAGCAAAGACUGUGAAGACAUUCGUCGAAAAUGGAGCAUUCGUAGUUAUAGCAGAUGUCAAUGAUGAAUUGGGUCAUCAAGUUGCAAAUUCAAUUGGUUUAGAAAAAGUUAGUUAUCACCAUUGUGACGUGAGUGAUGAGAAACAAGUUGAGGAACUAGUUGCCUUCACCUUGAAGAAAUAUGGCACCUUAGACAUCGUGUUCAGCAAUGUUGGGAUCGCAGGUCCUUUGUCUAGCAUACUAGAAUUUGAUCUAAAUAAAUUUGACAAAACAAUGGCUGUUAACGUUCGUGGAUCAGCUGCGGUAAUAAAGCAUGCUGCACGUGUAAUGGUGGAAAGGAAAAUACGCGGAUCCAUAAUUUGCACAGCCAGUGUAGCUGGCUCUGUUGCUGGAGUUGGAGGACAUGAUUACACAGCAUCCAAACACGGUCUAAUUGGACUUGUUCGCGCAACAUGCAGUGAGCUUGGAGCUUAUGGAAUAAGAGUGAAUUCAAUUUCACCGUAUGCGAUUGCUACACCUCUUGCAUGUACAUCAAUGGGAAUGGAACCGAGUGAAGUUGAAGCCAUUGGGAUUGAUUCUGCUAAUUUGAAAGGAGUUACAUUGAAUACAACUCAUAUUGCAGAAACUGCUCUUUUUCUUGCUUCUGAUGAAUCUGCUUAUAUUAGUGGACACAAUUUGGUGGUUGAUGGAGGCUUCUCAGUUAUUUCUAGUUUUGGAAAAUAAGUCAUAUUGCACAAACAUGCCAUCAGAAGCAUUUUGUGCUGCUUACAUUGGAUACAAUGGAUUGGAGAAGUUAAUUAAUGGCAUUUUAAUUUGUUCUUUCAAUUUUCUGGUUAUGGUUAUGUUACAUUAAGCAUUGAAUAAUAAAAUGCUGCUGCUUAGUUUUGUUGCAGUUUACUAUGCAUUUGAUAAGUUUGCAUGCUGAUCUUAUUUUUUUGAAUGAAAAUG
Molecule: messenger RNA, 1113 nt
Organism: Trifolium pratense (red clover)
Lineage: Eukaryota; Viridiplantae; Streptophyta; Magnoliopsida; Fabales; Fabaceae
Product: short-chain dehydrogenase reductase 3b-like
Exons: 3
Coding region: 106-888 (260 amino acids)
Molecular function (GO): oxidoreductase activity
Source: RefSeq, a predicted model, not a curated record